Rotaria socialis is the source of this 1611-nucleotide messenger RNA. The record is from the annotation of a GenBank genome assembly. Lineage: Eukaryota; Metazoa; Rotifera; Eurotatoria; Philodinida; Philodinidae.
AUGUCGGCUAUAACAACAUUGAAUCCAAAGGCUGAAAGUGCUCGUCAAGCACAAGCUCUAUCUAUUAACAUUUCAGCAGCUCGUGGUCUUGCAGAAAUGCUUAAGACAAAUUUAGGUCCAAAAGGAACAAUGAAGAUGCUUGUAUCGGGUGCUGGAGAUAUUAAAAUAACUAAAGAUGGCAAUAUACUUCUUCAUGAAAUGCAAGUUCAACAUCCAACAGCAUCGUUGAUCGCUCGUGCAGCUACAGCACAAGAUGAUAUAACUGGCGAUGGAACAACAUCAAUUGUAUUAAUUAUUGGCGAGCUUCUUAAACAAGCUGAUCUUUAUAUUACCGAAGGUCUUCAUCCUCGUAUUGUUGCUGAAGGUUUUGAAUUGGCUAAAAAGGAAGCACUGCGAGUAUUGGACACACUUAAAAUACCUAUCACCGCUGAUCGUGAAACACUGAUUCAAAUUGCUCGUACGUCUCUACGUACGAAAUUAUCACUUGAAAAUGCUGAUAUUCUCACUGAUAUUGCUGUUGAUGCUAUCUUAGCUCUCAAUGAGCCAGGUGUGCCCACUGAUUUAAACAUGGUUGAAGUUAUGGAAAUGCAACAUCGAACAGAAGCUGACUCACGUCUUGUACGUGGUAUUGUUCUUGAUCAUGGUGGUCGUCAUCCAUCGAUGCCUAAAGCACUUAAAAAUGCUUAUAUUCUAACUUGUAACGUGUCAUUGGAAUAUGAAAAAACGGAAGUCAAUGCCGGUUUCUUCUACAAGAACGCUGGAGAACGUGAUCGUCUUGUGGCAUCGGAACGGAAAUUUAUUGAUGAUCGUGUACUAAAAAUUGUUGAGCUAAAACGAAAAGUUUGCUCGGGCGAUGAUAAAGAUAAAACAUUUGUUGUAAUCAAUCAAAAAGGAAUCGAUCCAUUCUCAUUGGAUGUAUUAGCUAAAGAAGGAAUCUUAGCAUUACGACGUGCCAAACGUCGAAACAUGGAACGUUUAACAUUAGCAUGUGGUGGAGAAGCCAUGAAUUCGGUUGAAAGUUUAACAAAGGAAUGUCUUGGCUUCGCUGCAGAUGUUUAUGAACAUGUUUUGGGUGAAGAAAAAUUCACCUUUGUUGAAGGUUGUAAAAACCCUAAAUCAGUAACAGUGUUACUCAAAGGUUCAACAAAAUACAUCUUAAAUCAACUUAAAGAUGGUCUUCGUGAUGGUCUUCGUUCAGUAACAAAUGCCAUUGAAGAUGGUUGCGUUAUUCCUGGCGGUGGUGCUUUCGAGAUUGUUGCUCAUCAAGCACUUACUCAAUACAAAGAACAAGUAAAAGGUCGUGCACGUUUAGGCGUUCAAGCGUUUGCCGAAUCAUUAUUGAUCAUACCCAAGGCUAUUGCUCAAAAUGGUGGACACGAUCAACAAGAAACCAUUGUCAAACUUCAACAUGAAUAUGCAACAACAAAAUUACCAGUUGGCAUUGAUAUUACAACAGGUGAACCAAUGGAACCAAAAUCAUUAGGCAUUUUUGAUAAUUAUCGUGUUAAAAAGCAACUGAUUCAUUCAAGCACAUCAAUUGCAACAAACUUGAUUCUUGUUGAUGAAAUCCUUCGAGCUGGUUUAUCAUCAUUACGUCCUGGUGGACAAUGA